Messenger RNA from Pseudophryne corroboree (corroboree frog), 688 nucleotides. It is a transcript of the gene GJE1, whose product is annotated as gap junction protein epsilon 1. Bases 1 to 618 code for a protein of 205 amino acids. The record is from RefSeq and is a predicted model, not a curated record. The transcript has 3 exons. Gene Ontology annotation, cellular component: connexin complex. Gene Ontology annotation, biological process: cell-cell signaling. NCBI's taxonomy places the organism in Eukaryota, Metazoa, Chordata, Amphibia, Anura, Myobatrachidae. Gene Ontology annotation, molecular function: gap junction channel activity.
AUGUCUUUAAAUUAUAUCAAGAACUUCUAUGAAGGAUGUCUAAGACCUCCAACAGUGAUUGGUCAGUUCCACACCCUUUUCUUUGGUUCUGUGCGAAUGUUUUUCCUUGGUGUCCUUGGUUUUGCCGUGUAUGGGAAUGAGGCCUUGCAUUUCAGCUGUGAUCCAGAUAAGAGGGAGGUGAACCUCUUCUGUUACAACCAGUUUCGACCGAUAACUCCUCAGGUAUUUUGGGCCCUACAGUUGGUAACCGUUCUAGUUCCCGGAGCAGUUUUCCAUCUCUACGCAGCCUGCAAGAGUAUUGAUCAAGAAGACAUACUUCAGAAGCCUGUUUACACAGUUUUUUAUAUUAUUUCUGUUCUGUUAAGGAUUACUUUGGAAGUAGUAGCUUUCUGGCUACAGAGUCAUCUUUUUGGCUUCCAAGUUAAUCCAGUCUUUAAAUGUGAUGCAGGAAGUCUUGAUAAGAAAUAUAAUCUUACCAGGUGCAUGGUUCCUGAACACUUUGAGAAAACAAUCUUCCUCAUUGCUAUGUACACAUUUACCGUAAUUACAAUGGUAUUGUGUGUAGCUGAGAUUUUUGAGAUCCUAUGCCGGCGGUUGGGAUUUUUAAACAAUCAGUGAUCGCUACAACCUAACCAUCUAUUCUUUUUCUGGUGCUCAUACUAAGGGUGUCAUUUAUCAACGAGUAAUA